GACUUCCUUUAGACGAUCUUCGAAGAUCGACCAGUGCGCGUUCGGGAAGUCUAACGGAAGGUAUCGCGAAAGAAACGAGAAAUCGGUUGUGUCGGUGCAAUAUCGGAAACGUGACAUUGAUAACUUACAAUUAGAUCCUAAUUUAUCUCUCUCUGUCUCUUUGUCCAAAUCUGCGUGUCCUAGGGAACACUUGUCGGCGGCGACGGUUGUUCUUUUUUUUAUUUUUUAUUUUUUUCAAAAUUCCCACCGAUCUCUACGCGAUCACGCACGCUCUAAUCCACCUCGUUCGAACGUUUGCACGUAAUUCGCGUUAAAGAGAGAGAGAGAGAGAGAGUAUGGAACUGGACGUAACGAUGGACAACCGAUCGCAACAAUGUCCUCCUCCUCAUCCUCCUCCUCCUCUUCUUCUUCUUCGAUUCGUGUUUCGAAAAAGAUUAACGAUAGACAACGCGUUUCUAUGUUUAUUUGUGAAUGCUAAAUUACUUCGAGUUUAACAUCAUCAUGUCGAUCGGUUUAUCGUUUGAAUUUAAAUAAUACGCGAAAUACCAAGAGAAGGAACGCGUCAUCGUUGACUGUGUGGAGUACUCUAAGUAGAGAACUAGGUCUGGAACGAGUAGCGGAGGAGUUGAUGGGCCGUAGGAGAUGGAAGCAAUAUCAGGACACCCUGUACAGCGGCACGCGCAUCAGCGAAUCUACGACGACGACGACGACGACGGCGGCAGCGGGCCAGCCCCUCCACCGGCUUUAUCCGACGUUGUCAUCGUCUUGCAAUCCGGUGCUCGGAAAUCUGGGCCAGAUCGGGGGACCGCCCGGUGGUGGUCACCUGCUUCAUCCGGCACCAUCGCCGACUAUUACGCCAGCAGGAGCUACGACGGUUCUUGCGACGGGUCUAGCGACGGGUCUGGGAACAGGGGUGACGACGGGGGUAGCGACGGGGGUCGCUACGGGGGUGGCAGGAGUGCCUGGGAGCUUGGUUGCUUCCACGGCUACCACGGCCACCGUCGUACCCACGAUCGGUCACCUCAAACAAGACGUUUCAUCUAUUCAGAGGCAUCAUCCUCAAAAUCAUCAUCAUCAUCAUCAUCAUCAUCAUCAUCGUCAUCCUCCCUCUCAUCUCCAUACGCCGUCCUUGCUGGCCCAGCAGCAGCAGCAACAGCAGCAGCAGCAGCAACAGGAUCAGCUUUAUCAGCAAAAACAGCUGCAACAGCAACAACAGCAAGAAGAAUCGAGACGUUUGAGACCAGAGGAAAUAAAAAUCGAAGCGGACGAAGAAGAGUCCGGAGAAGGCAGUGGUGGUGGUGGUGGUGGUGGUAUCGUCGUACGAGAGAACGCGAGGACAACGGAUUUGGUGGCAACGAGUAUUACGACGACGAGUACGACGACGACGACGACGACAAACUCGACGCAAACGACGAAUACGGGUACCGCGAGUACGACAACGACGUCGUCAUCGACGACGACAUCCGCUACGACGACAACCACGACCACGACGACGAAUACCUGCUGCGUCGCGAGUACCACGGCAUCGGCGAAUUUGGUCUCGUCGAGAAGACGACGUCGAGCGAGAAGACAAAACGACGGAGAGGAAGCCGACCCCGAGGAGGAGGAAGACGACGGGGAGGAGGAGGAGGGGGAAGGAAACGAGGUGGAAGACUCGAGGACGCGAGGAGAGGAACCGGAAAAACGGCUGAAACUCGACGAGGACGUAGACAGGUCCGUCAGUAGUCCUCCUCACAGAACGGAUAUCGAACGAGCGUCCGUCAAUCUUUCGGCUACCAACGGCACGAACGACAACAACGCGGCGGAAGGGACCAAGGAACGGGUAGGAGGGGAGCUCGCGUUGGAACGGAUACCAGUGACGCAAGCUUUACUCAGAGUUAAAAAAGAAGAGGAGUUACAGGAGGUGCCAGGUGGUGGUGGUGUUGGUGGUGGUGGUGGUGGUGGUUUAGGAAUCGAAAGGACGACCCCGGCUUCCGAUUCGGAAGGGACCAGAAAAGUUGGUAGUGGCGGCGUUGUUGGCGGUGUUGGUGUCAUAUCAAACGAGGCUGCUGAAAUAACGGCGAAAAGUAUUGUUCCGCCUUACGUUAUAACGAGUAGACGUACGAGUCCACCGCCCGAAGAUUGGAAGCCUUUAGAAAAGUGUUACUUCUGCCUCGAUGGGAAGCUGUCCCACGACGAUCAAGCGCCGCUCAGUCCACAGAGCGACAGCAGCAGUAGUUCGCGAUCGGUGGAGUCACCGAUGUCGGUCCAAGUCGACCCAAUGGCGGCGUCCGUCGUCGCGGCCGCUCUCAGCGGUACUUACCCGACUUUAUUGCCUCAGUGGUGCUUACCACCAAGAGAGGCACCUCUCGUCGGGGUACAGGCUCAUCAGGACAGUGCCACGUCGGUCGAUCAACCACUCGAUCUCUCGGCGAAACCGAAAAAUUCUCAGGAUAACAACAUAUCUCCGCUAGAACAACAAAAAAUACCUCUGAGGAUGCCCCCGGGUAUGGACUCCAAGAGCAUCUUCAACUCGUGUUACCGUGCGAAACCGCGUAUUGCCGUGCCAGUGACGGCAGCGGCAGCGGCUGUAGCUGCGGCGACAGUGGUGGGUGCAGGGGGUAGCGUCAGCAGGAAGACUUACACCGAGGAAGAACUACAGGCGGCCCUAAGAGAUAUCCAAAGUGGAAAACUCGGCACGCGAAGGGCAGCCGUGAUUUAUGGGAUACCAAGAAGCACCCUACGCAACAAGGUCUACAAGCUUGCGAUGGAGCGCGAAAGGGACGCGUCCCUCUCUAGCACCCAUUCACACCCUCACGAGUCCGGCGCCCAAGCCACCACCACCACCACCAUCACCACCACCACCACCAUCACCACUACAACACCACCAAAUACGACCCAAAACGCGACCACUCCGCCCCCGCAAGUGGACGAGUUUAACACGCGGCCACUCGGCGUUCGCGAGGUUUCAAGGCACGAGGUGGACGAAAAGGAACUAUCGGGAGCGGAAGAGGAAAAAGAGGUCGAGAAAGCACUCCUGAAACCUUUGUUGUCGUUGGAAGACCUCGUAAGGUUUUCCGCACUCGAAGGUAGCGGUGGAGAUUCCCUGAGGAGUCUGCUUCAGCGAGGACAGGAUGUGGGUCAGGAAUGGCCGGGUUUGGAACACGCAAACAUUGGUCCGUACAUUCAAAAAAUGUUGGCCGCGGCUGCACCGUUCAAAGGACUAGAAACGCAAGACUACCGCAUUCCGGAGGUGAUGAGAAGGUUAAUGAGCGAGGAUAAGAGGUUGAAUAAGAGCGUUAACGGAGAUCAAGGACAGGGACCGCAUCAGCAACAACAGCAGCAGCUUCAACAUCAUCAACAUCAUCACCAUCCGGGAUCGGGAGUAGGAGGGCAUCACCAAAGUGGGCCGCAAACGAGCGGGCAAUCGACGACGCAACAACAAGCGCAUCAACAUCUACGGGCACCGAUAACCAACGACGAUUUUAAUCCGAGCAUCGAGGAAGAAGCGAGCGAUAGUGCUCAAGGCAGAGCAAUAUUGAAGAUUCCGUCCUACAAGCCAGCGAGUACGCCAGGUUGUUCGAGUAACAAGAACGGCGAACCGACGUCGGCUGCUUUCGCUCAGGGAUUUGCGGCAACGGCUUCGAGUCCAAAUCUUUUGGAACGCGCUAGCCCCGCGUUUUCGGGAACGAGCAGCCCGACGAACUCUCUGGUCGGCAAGGCGGUGCCCGUUAAUUUUCGAGAAGUCAUCGCGAAGAGUAUAAGCGUCAAGUUCCAAGAAGGUCAACAGGCUGGUGGUGGUGUUACAGCCGGAUUGGCGGGUUGUCAAGGGAGUAACGUGGGCCAGUCGCAACAACAAAUGAUGCCUGAGCCGAGUCCUUUCAAAAGAGGUCGUUAUACGCCACCUCAACCAUCGCUACCUGUCCAGCAAUCACAACAGAAUAAACCGCAAAAUCAAGACGCCAACAAACCUAAACCCGGCACCGGUGGAAAGGGAACUAGACCGAAACGCGGAAAGUAUAGAAAUUACGAUAGAGAUAGCCUUGUGGAAGCUGUGCGCGCGGUCCAACGAGGCGAGAUGAGUGUUCAUCGAGCUGGUAGCUACUACGGCGUGCCGCAUUCCACCCUCGAGUACAAAGUUAAAGAACGCCACCUCAUGAGGCCACGCAAGAGGGACCAGAAGCAACCGGACGACAAGACGAAAGACGGCACGAGUACGACUACGGCAGCAGCAGCGGCCGCAGCAGCAGCCGCAGCCGCCGCGGCUGCAGUUAUGAGACCUGGUGGUACGACCGACAAAAAGGCCCCGCUUAAGGCUCAAAAACCGUUCGCCCCGGCCAGUGGGAUCCCUGGUCCUAACGGGCUGAAGAUGCCGUUCAUGGAAGGCAUGCCGCAUUUACCUUUUCCACCUUUUAACUUUUGGAGUCCUGCCCCGUUCUUACCCUCGCCGUUCAUGCCGGGUGCCGCUAACGUACCGACCAUGAUUCCUGAACAAUACUUUGCGUCGCAAAGAAUGCGUGGUCUGCAAGAACAACAAAGGAGCGCAGCGAUAGUUCAGCAACAGCCCCAUCAACAACACUCCCAACGAGAAAGAGAGGGUGGUGCGGCCGUCCCAACAACGGAAACACCUGGAACAUCGACUGCGAGAAAUUCUACGAGCGCUAAGACGCCCAGAGAAUUAACGGAAAGCCUUUACGAUGGUACCGGGGCGAAUGGAAGUUUUUUGGACAAUCUGAUAAGAUCGAGUCUCGAGACCGGUAUACCUAGGGACCAGCGAAUCUUGACCGAGACCAGGAGUCAACAGCAACAAACGUCGUCUUCGUCGUCUACGUCGUCGUCUUCGUCGCAACAACAGCAACAACAGCAACAACAACCACAACAACAACAACAACAACAGCAGCAGCAGCAACAUCCUGAAACGAUGAGCGGCAAGGCCUUGAUCGAUCAACUCUGUAGGAAUUCGAGGAGGACACCGUUGUCGCGUAUAACGCAAGAUAGUAGCGAAGACGAGAGUUACAGGGGACCAUCGGGAACCUCCGGCAGACUCGAUAGAGUACCAGAGAGACCAGAGAGGGUACCCACCGUUGAUCUCAGUCCGUCGCCCUCCGAGAGGGCUCGUACCGACGAUGGUAGCGAUCGUUUGACCUCACCACCAACGCCUCUUUCCAUAUCUCGUGCGGGAAGCAGGGACGAGGACAGUACUCGCGAGUCGAGGUUAGAUCGUGCCAGUAGAGAACGCGAGAUCCAUAAUGGUGCAGCUCAGGAAGAUCGAGGAGGUACUACUCUCGUACAACAACAACAGCAACAGCAACAAUUGAAUCAUUACCCGGACUUACACAAUCUUUAUGCCGUAACAACUGACAAAAAAAGUGCCUGUGAUAGUAAGCUUAUAGUAGAUCAUUCGAGCCAGAAGACUCAACAGCAACAACAACAGCAGCAACAGCAACAACAACAACAGAAGGAAUACGCCGCUGUAAGCGGUUUGGUCGUGCAACUGCAAAGGGGUUACAACACCGGCAGCAGCAGGUCCGCCGAACAAACCAACAGCCAACAACCGGCGGAACAACGUGGACCUGUCAUCGGUAUGGAAGACUCCGUAGAGCAGUAGACGAAAGUCAGUAUCAGUUAUCAAUAAGGUAUAGAAUUAUGGUAACGGUAAUCGAUUUCGAACAUUAAUUCCGUAAAACCUUAUUCAUUCGAAUAACUCUAUAGUUAUAUCCCCCAUGUCUCUAAAUUCCGUUCUUCGUCCUUUAUCGCAAAUGGUUCCAUUCCAAUUCGACGAUUCGAUUAGGAUGAUCAAUGAGGAAUAUUAGAAGACUAUUUGGACGUAAUACAAGGAUUACCCACCCUAUUCCCACCCCCAACACAUUCCCCCUAUAUUCCCGAACUUCGUUCGAAAACUAUAGAUACUUGAAGAAGCUAGUCUUCUUCUUUUUCGAACCUCCUACGACAGAGAUCAGUGAAAAAAUCAGUAAAAAAAAAUAAACGCUUCGGGUAACAUCGAUCGAGUAAACUCACUAUGAAUUUUUUCCAAAAAAACUCGAUCGACCGAUCCCACCCCUUCCCCGGUGUAUGUGGUCCAUAUAUGCUAUCGGUGGAAAUCCUUCGAGUGUGGCGAUUUUUUCAUGCGAAUGAAUUUUCGGAACAGACACCCUUAACUCUAAGGUAUUGAUUAAUGACACGAUAAGAUUUAAUCUACUAUACUACUACUACUACUACUACUAUUACUACUACUACUACUACUACUACUACUACUACUACUAUUUACUUACUCACAUUAUGCCGAGUAUCCUUUCGUACACGUACCAUUAUACGUCACGCUUACAGAAAGGAAUACAAACGUAAUCGGUGAAUGAUACACUGACAAAAAAACACUAAUACAGACGAAGAAAUACAAUUUAUAGUAGGGAACACGAAGCAGCGUAGUAGAGGCAACGCGUAUACGGGAUCCGCAUACGCGUUUAACAUUUUUAGGAUUCCAUUUUCGAGUAUGUUGCGAAUAAAAGCAUACCCGUUUGCCGUAUACUAAUCUAUAAGACGAUCAAUCGUUUAAAUUAAGAUCGACGAAGCGAAAGGAGAGCUAGCUAAAUGCGUUUUAGGUGAAACAAAGAUAAAGAUAAAUGAAGGAGAUGAUGAAGAUGAAGAUGAUGGAAAGAAACAAAAAAGAAAAAAAGAAAUGAAAUAAGUAAAAGAAAAGAAUAAGACAAACGACAACAGCGUAAUUAUUUCCUCUAUCGAUGUAAAACUACCUAAUGGAAAACUUAUUACCUACUAUUAACAUUACUUAACUCGUAAGGAGCAUAAUUAUAUAAGGAAUGAUAUAUUAUAUAUAUAUACAUAUAUUUUUGGUCAUUACGGACGUAUGCGAAAUGAGAAACGAGCCAAGGCUUUUUUGGCGCACGUAGGUGACAUUUUUUCACAAGGCGACAAUAUUUCUCUAAUCUCAGUUCUCUUUAAGGCCGGUGUUCGACGCUAACGCAUCAUCCCACGUUUUACGAGACACGUUGUUUAGCUUGGAAUAAACGCGAUAAUCGAGAAAAAGAUAAGGGGGACACAAAUUUAAUUUAGUUCAAGGAACUCAUGGGGAGACAGAUAGAAGGAUUUCUCGAUAGGAUUUCGUCAAAUUUUGUUGUACUAAUAAAAUUGGUCUUGCGCUAAGCUUCUCUAUUUACCAUUUGUUCUUUUUUUACACUUUAUUCGCGAUAUUUUAUUUAAAAGAUUCUAAUAUAAUAAAGAUUAAUAAUAUAAUGUAAAAGGAAAAACGCGUUACUAGAGUGAGAGAAAAAAAAAAAAAAAAGGGGGAUGAGAUAUUGUCCAAAGGAGGAUACCCUUUUAUAGUCUGUGACAUUAAUGGUGCUUCCUGAGGACAUCCGGAAUACGGAUAUCCUGGAAAUAUUUAACAAGCUAUUAAAAUAGAGGGUAUUCUCGAGACUAUCUCGAGGUAUAUCUCGUUAAGAGAUAAAAAAUAUAGUGGGUAACACAUUUUUAGGAAAAGGAAAAAAAAAAA
Molecule: messenger RNA, 7486 nt
Organism: Polistes canadensis
Lineage: Eukaryota; Metazoa; Arthropoda; Insecta; Hymenoptera; Vespidae
Gene: Eip93F
Product: mushroom body large-type Kenyon cell-specific protein 1
Exons: 10
Coding region: 629-5587 (1652 amino acids)
Biological process (GO): regulation of transcription by RNA polymerase II
Cellular component (GO): nucleus
Molecular function (GO): DNA binding
Source: RefSeq, a predicted model, not a curated record